This is a messenger RNA of Solenopsis invicta (red fire ant), 1061 nucleotides long. It is a transcript of the gene fs(2)ltoPP43, whose product is annotated as probable RNA polymerase II nuclear localization protein SLC7A6OS. The transcript has 3 exons. The record is from RefSeq and is a predicted model, not a curated record. The coding region runs from base 151 to 975 and encodes 274 amino acids. Gene Ontology annotation, biological process: developmental process. NCBI's taxonomy places the organism in Eukaryota, Metazoa, Arthropoda, Insecta, Hymenoptera, Formicidae.
CAUUCGGGUGAUAUUUCUGAACGCAAUGCUCGAGUUCUGCUUGUUGUGGUUUGGAAUCCGUUGGAAUCGGCGCACUACAAGUGUCCGUACUGCGUUGUGCGUUAAUUACACAUAAAAUUUUGAGGAUUAAUCUUGUAUUUUACAUUCAAAAUGACCACGCUUUUGUGUGUAAAACGUAAGAGUGACAGCGUGCCACUGGACGCAUUGGUUAUUGCGUGCAAACGCCAGAAAACUGGUCACACGAGUUCUAAUUCGGAUACGCAUCUUGUGGCCGAAUUUGCCCGGACGUACGCAGAUCCGGAAGAAGGUCUUCUGGAAUAUGUUACUGAGGUUCUACCCAAAGUCAAAACUCACAAAGCUGGUAUCAAGAGAGUGUCCAACAAUGAUUGUCCUGAAGAUAUUCCAGAGAAGCUUUCCAAAUGUGAAUUAAAACCAAAUAUAAAUUUGACAGAUAGAUACAAAAUUACCGAGUGUUCGCGUACUUAUACUGUACAGGAAGAUAAAUCGGAUCAGUUGAUGACAAUCAUAAAUGUGGAGGAUUCCUGGAGCACUCCAUCAGUGAAAGAGGAUACUGAGACUUAUGCGUACGAUUUGUAUUAUGCGUCAGCCUCUAAUGAUGACCUCAUAUGGUUAGAGAAAGAAAAUAUAUGGGUGGUGCAGCCAGAAAUCCCAAACGAUGAACAUGAAUCUGAAGAUGAUGUCGACUCUGAGGAUUCCAAUGCAGAAUCACAUUGGAAAAAUGAUUAUCCCGAUGGAGAUCCUGAUAAUUUCCUAAAUCAUGAUUCUGAAAAUUGUGAAGAAUAUGAUGAAUUUAAUGAUUCUGAUUAUGAUAUUUAUAACGAUUAUGGUGAAAAUAGAGGAUAUGGAUACUCAAAUAAAGUAGUAUGCAGUGAUAGUGAGUCCUCUUCUAUAGAUGAAGAAAGUCCGAUAGAUACUUUAUCGUCAGAUGAAGAAGAAAAAGAAGAAAAAGCUUAAGUUAAAAUGUACCUUCACAUAUUUUUAGAUAAUUUGUAUAUAUGAAAAACCUCAUUGAAUACAUAUUUCCAUAAACAUUCCAUUAA